AUGCUGAAACCUGAUGACGGUGCUGCUGCUGCUGCUGCUGCUGCUGCUGCUGCUGCUGCUGCUGCUGCUGCUGUUGCUGCUUCUCAUGAUGAUGAUGAGCUGAAGGAGAUGUUGACGGGCAUGGAGGGGCUGCCCAUGGAUCAGAUCCUUGGAGAAGGUGUGAGCAUGAACGAGGAGGAGUUUGCAGAGAUCUGCAAGGCAAUGGAGGACGAGCAGGCAGACAUCUACCGAGCGUGCUAUUCUCAUUUCCUAGAGUACUUUAAGAAGGUGGACGAGGAGGGGAAGGGGAUGUUGAUUGGAGACACGUUCAAGACGGUCCUCACUGACAUGGAGGGAGAAUACGCCAUGUCUUUCAUGACCGAGAGGGCGCAGGAGCUGAUCGCGUCAGCUGCAGGAGUGGCGGACGGGGGGAAGGGACUGGAGCCGCCGGCAGGAGAGGGCGACAUGGUCUUCUAUGAAGACUUCUUGAGAAGAGAGCUCAAGUCUCCUCGCGACAUGAAGCUCUGA
Messenger RNA from Guillardia theta CCMP2712, 507 nucleotides. RefSeq lists its product as hypothetical. The transcript is spliced from 6 exons. The coding region runs from base 1 to 507 and encodes 168 amino acids. NCBI's taxonomy places the organism in Eukaryota, Cryptophyceae, Pyrenomonadales, Geminigeraceae. The record is from RefSeq and is a predicted model, not a curated record.